Molecule: messenger RNA, 1956 nt
Organism: Bradysia coprophila
Lineage: Eukaryota; Metazoa; Arthropoda; Insecta; Diptera; Sciaridae
Product: luciferin 4-monooxygenase-like
Molecular function (GO): CoA-ligase activity
Source: RefSeq, a predicted model, not a curated record
GAACUGCGCCUUCAAUUGACAAACACUGAGUACACAAAUAUUUUUCAAAAUUAUCAUCUUCGCUGUUGUGCUUAUCUUUCUUCACUUUUUAUUUACAAUAAAGUGAAAAGAAAUCGAGAUAAGGUUUAUCUUCUUCCAAGCACUUCAGUUCAUUACUGGCCUCAAUCGUGUGUAGUUUUCAAUUUGUUGAUCGUUUCGAACGAAUAAAGAUGACUACAGAAAGUGAUCCCUAUGUGAUCUACGGCGGUGAUCCGACCGAAACGGACAAAGUGGACGCUGAUUGUCCCUCACUUGGUGCGAUGGUUAUGUCUGACUUUCAACUUGGAGAGGAUAAAACGUGUUUUAUAAAUGGGGCAACCAACGAAAAGUGGACCUAUAAAGACAUGCUCGAGCAGACGAGUCUAUUGGCGAGAGUACUGUAUGGAGCCGGAAUCCGACAGAACGAUGUUGUUUCUAUAGUGUCGGAAAAUCGAUUCGAAUUCCCUGCCAUCGUUUUUGGAGCAUUUUAUUUGAGCGCGAUUGUAGCUCCAAUCAAUACCACGUACACCGAACGUGAGCUGAAACAUUCACUCCAACUUUCCAAGCCCAGAUUUGUGUUCACAGCUCCAUCCACAGCUGAUCAAACACUAAAAGUGUGCAAAAAACUAAAGUUUGUGGAACGAGUGAUAGUGUUCGGUAGAGACAAGCUCCAGAGUAAUGCCAUUUCUCUACAUGACUUCAUCCAGAAGUACGAGAAGAAAGAUUUCAAUGUCGAAAAGUAUGUAGCACAAAGGGUUAGUCGGGAUCAAGUGGCUUACAUAGCAAACAGUUCCGGCACAACGGGCAUGCCGAAAGCGGUUCUAAUUACACAAAUGAAUAUAAUGAGCAUCGUUCAGGGCAUGCGUGAUACAAUCAAUUUAGCAAAACAAUUUCUCGGCGAUAAUAUUGUUGGUUCUUCCGUCGCACCGUGGUUCCAUUCGAUGGGCUUUUUUGCAAUGAUCAUAAAUGCUUGUUCACGUGAUGCCACCUUUGUGUUUCUACCGAAAUUCGAUAACGAAUCCUUUCUACGAUGCAUUCAGGAGUACAAAAUUUCCACCGUUUCUGUCGUACCACCGAUUAUGGUUUUUCUAGCUAAAAGUCCUCUGGUCGACAAGUACGAUCUGUCGUCUCUAAUAAGCAUAGCUUGCGGAGCAGCUGCAUUAAGUAAAGAAGUGGAAGAUCAGGUGCGUGAAAGAUUUUUGAAAAACUACAAUACGGAGGUAAUGAUUCGGCAAGCUUACGGUAUGUCGGAAUCAACACUUAGAACGAUAGCUUCGACUUUGGUAGUAAAACCGGGAUCAGUUGGUCAAGUCCUUCCGGGAAUUUACUGUAAGGUCGUAGAUGAAAAUGGAAAGUCAUUGGGACCGCAUCAACAAGGAGAACUGUGCUUCAAAGGUCCCGUGAUCAUGAAAGGUUAUCUAAAUGAUACUGAUGCCACCAACAAUGCCAUCGACAAGAAUGGAUGGCUUCAUACUGGCGACAUUGGGUACUAUGACGAAGACGAACAUUUCUUCAUCGUCGAUCGAUUGAAGGAGCUGAUCAAAUACAACGCAAACCAGGUAGCUCCAGCAGAACUCGAAGCAUUACUGCUAUCCAAUUCGAAGGUUAAAGAUUGUUGCGUGAUCGGUAUCCCAGAUGAAAAGGCCGGAGAACUUCCAUUCGCUUACGUUGUCAAGCAACCGGGCGUACAGCUUACAGAAAAAGAGAUCGUCCAAUUCGUAGCGGACAAUACGAGUAAAGUGAAGCGAUUGAGAGGAGGUGCGAAAUUUGUCGAUGAAAUACCGCGAAAUGCGAGUGGUAAAAUACUGAGACGGCAAAUGCGAGAUAUGUACAAGGCCUCGAAAUCAAAAUUGUGAAAAUUUAGAACGGAUAGUGACUGCUGGUCUCGUUAUGCUUGUACAUAUUUACCGAGAUUGAUUAAAUUUUGGUGCAUCUUUA